AAAAUGGAGUAUAAUAAUCCAUUUAAAAAUCCUUUCACGAAAUUUUCGAAGGCUAAGUCAACUUUGAACAACUCUUCUGAGGAGUCAAGACCACAGUCUAGAUUAGACAAAAAAGUACCCAAGACUGGCAAGAAGUCCAAGAAGGGUCCUUCGGGUAUUCCAUCAAAUCAGCAUAAUCAAUAUGGUGGCGUGAAGUCUAGAGUGUUUGAUUUCAUGGGAGGUCCACCAAGACCAGCAACCAUUAAAAAGUCAAGAAAUGGAGUUGCUGUAUCUCAACCGCCCUGAAAAUCAGUGAAAAAGCUUACUCAACAGAGAUUGCAAGAGCUUGAUCAUAAGGACAAGAAGAGAGAAAGCAAAACACCAAAUUUUAGAAAGAAUCCUCAAGCCAAUCCAAAUUUUAGUAAAGAAGAAAGAAAGUCCGCGCAAAUUUUAGACAGCAGUGAAAAAGCUCAUUGCGGUAACAGUGAAAAUCUCAGUGGAGACAAUGCUGAUGUAGAGCAGGUCAUUAAGCAUGUUGAUGUGGAGCGCCCACAACAAGAUGAGGGUCCUAUGUCUAAAGAUUGCCCUCUUGGUCAACCAUUAGUUCAUAAGCCAAAGGAUGUAGAAAUGGAGGUUGAUAUUAAUGUUGACAGUCCAAGAGCCAUUCCAAGUUAUACAAAGCCAUUUGAAACUGCUGAUUUUGAGCCCAACCAACAAAUUCAGGAUAUGGAAGUAUCCUCUCUGAAUCAAAUGUCUCAGACUAAAAAGUUUGGAGAGUCUCACUCAGAUGAAGACGAAGGGGAUUGGGUUGAUUUGCUUCAAGGUUCUGACGAAAAUUUACAAGAUAAGGAGAACACAGAAAAUGCUCAACCAAAUGCCCAGAGUACUGACAAGAAUCAUGAAGAACGCCCCAAAGAAGAUAUUGAAGCAGAGAGACUCUUCCAAAAAUCAGUUGGAGAAUUUAAGAAAGGCAUGGAAGAACUAAAAAGAAAAUCAGAAGCGAAGCAUUCGCUGAAGUCCUCACUUAAAGUUCCCACUGAAAAUGGAGUUCGUGGUGAAGGAUUUAAUAAGAAUGUCAAAAUCAAAACUCCUCAUAAAGGAACUGUAUCAAGUCCUGAUGAUGUGCCUCAAGUUCCAAGACAAACUUUCUGUCCUGAAGAAUGGAGUCUGGAUAACUUUGAAAUUGGUAGACCUCUUUCACGCGGAAAGUUUGGCCAUGUUCUCCUUGUGCGGGAAAAAGUCACUAAAUAUUUGUUCGUGCUCAAGAUGAUGUUUAAAAGCCAAUUACGCAAAAAUCCAAAAUAUCUGAAGAACUUCAGAAGAGAAGUAGAGAUUCACUCUAGACUAGAUCAUCCAAAUAUUGUGAAGAUGUGAGGAUGGUUCCAAGACAAGAAACGCUUGUUCUUGAUCUUAGAAUUCUGUGCAGAAGGUGAACUCUUCUCUUACCUAUACAGCCAGCCACAGAAAAGAUUCACUGAGGAUAUUGCUGCAAGAUACAUCAAGCAAAUGAUAGAAGCUCUUAUUUAUCUCCAUUCUAAAAACAUCAUCCACAGAGACAUCAAGCCUGAAAAUAUUUUAGUUGAUGGUGAGGAUAUCAAGCUUGCUGAUUUCGGAUGGAGCAUUCAUACUCCAAAGAACAGAAGGAACACUUUCUGCGGAACUCUGGACUACCUACCUCCUGAAAUGGUUAAAGCAAAAGACUACGAUUCAAGGAUCGAUCUCUGGAGCAUCGGGGUGCUAACCUAUGAGCUUUGCAGUGGGUCUGCUCCAUUCCACUGUAAAUCUGAUUCGAAGGUAUACACAAAGAUAAAAAAGGCAGAAUAUCAGCUAUACUCUUACUUCUCCCAAGACCUUAGAAACUUCAUCAAAAGGUUCCUCAAGGCUGACCCUGAUCAAAGAAUGAGCUUGGAAGAAGCCUUGGAGCAUCCUUGGAUUGUUAAGAACACAGGGGAACAAGACGGACAGGGAGAGGCUGAAAUGGAGCUUUAAUUUUUUAAUUCAUUUCUCUGA
This is a messenger RNA of Moneuplotes crassus, 1989 nucleotides long. The record is from the annotation of a GenBank genome assembly. NCBI's taxonomy places the organism in Eukaryota, Ciliophora, Spirotrichea, Euplotida, Euplotidae.